AUGGAUCUGGAUUCGGGAUCGUUGGCAAGUAUGCGUAUAUCCUAUGAACAGGAUGUUCUAGUUGAAGAUGCAGCACCAAAAGACCCAUUUGAGCUAUUGAAUGCCUGGCUUAUCCAAGCAAAAACUCAAUUACCUGCUGAUGCUGAACCCAAUGCAGUCGCUCUGGCUACUGCAUCUGCAGAGACUGGUCGUCCUUCGUGUCGUAUGGUUCUACUUAAAGGUCUUGACGCUCGAGGUCUGACCAUAUUUACCAACUAUGAUUCUCGCAAAGCCCAGGAAAUGGAGAAGAAUCCAUGGGCAGCAAUGACUUUUUGGUGGGGUCAGAGAUCUGCUCGAUUUGAAGGUCGUAUUGUCCGCAUUGACCCAGCUGAAAGCGAUCAGUAUUAUGCAUCCCGUCCAUUGGGCAGUCGCAUUGGCGCAUGGGCUUCACCUCAAAGCACCACGAUCCAAGGAAGGUCAGAAUUAGAGGCACUACAUCAGUCAUUUGUUGAACAAUUCCAAGAUGAUGCUGAUCCUCCAAGACCUCCUCACUGGGGUGGAUAUCGACUUGUUCCUGAUGUGGUCGAAUUCUGGCAGGGACGACGCUCUCGAUUGCACGAUCGUCUCAAGUACUCUCGAGAUAUUAACUUGGAUCGUAUCAAUGAUCCUGCAGCCCAUGGAUCUUGGACAAUGUGUCGUUUAGCUCCAUGA
Batrachochytrium dendrobatidis JAM81 is the source of this 690-nucleotide messenger RNA. RefSeq lists its product as uncharacterized. The transcript has a single exon. The coding region runs from base 1 to 690 and encodes 229 amino acids. Lineage: Eukaryota; Fungi; Chytridiomycota; Chytridiomycetes; Rhizophydiales. Gene Ontology annotation, biological process: pyridoxal 5'-phosphate biosynthetic process; pyridoxine biosynthetic process. Gene Ontology annotation, molecular function: pyridoxamine phosphate oxidase activity; FMN binding. The record is from RefSeq and is a predicted model, not a curated record.